AAGACUAGGAGGUGCUUAAAGACUUGGACCCAGUGGAAGUCAAAGAAGUUAGAGCGCAACCUUCGCGAACACACGCCCAACUGAGUCAAGGCGCUCUCACUUCAACCUGGGACUGGCGGCUGAACUAACAUGGGCCGCGGCCGUGGGCGGGGCAGGUUUGAAGCGGAGUUCGCGCGCUGGGAGCGUUGGGCUGUCAUUGGCCGGCGCCUGGCUUCCUUUGUGGGCGCUCUGCGUCACCCGGCUAGGGUUUGGGCGGGGCAGCAGGCUGACGCAGAGCCCGCCGCAACCAAUCAGGACUGGAGAAGCAAGGCCAAGAAGGAAGCGGAUCCGCGGCCGCGCAGUUAAACCGCAGCGAACUGCCCACUCCGUCUCCCUCCGCCGCUACGGGGCCUAAGCGGGAGCGGCUGGGACGGCGUCAGUGGGUGGGCUGGGGCGGAAGUGUAGGCGGAGGGAGACGGUGGCGACCGCGGGACCUUGCGCUCUUGUUGCGAGGCCCAGGUGGGCGCAGGGCAGGGGGAGGGGGUGGAGGAGGAGCCCGCGGCCCGGGCGGCGGCGGCGCCUGAGUUCGCCGUAGGGCUCCGCCUUGGCGCGGGCGGCGGUGGAGGAGGAGACUGAGGAGCAGGAUGGCGGCCUCGGCCCUGUAUGCUUGCACCAAGUGUACCCAGCGCUAUCCCUUCGAGGAGCUCUCCCAGGGCCAGCAGCUCUGCAAGGAAUGUCGGAUUGCACAUCCUAUUGUAAAAUGUACUUACUGCAGAUCAGAAUUUCAACAAGAGAGCAAAACUAAUACAAUUUGUAAGAAGUGUGCUCAAAAUGUGAAGCAGUUUGGGACACCCAAACCUUGUCAAUACUGUAACAUAAUUGCAGCGUUUAUUGGUACCAAAUGUCAGCGUUGCACAAAUUCAGAAAAAAAGUAUGGGCCACCUCAGACCUGUGAACAGUGCAAGCAACAAUGUGCUUUUGAUCGGAAAGAGGAAGGAAGAAGGAAGGUUGAUGGAAAGUUAUUAUGCUGGCUCUGUACUUUGUCAUAUAAGAGAGUUUUACAGAAGACAAAAGAACAAAGGAAGAGCCUGGGAUCUUCACAUUCAAAUUCUUCUUCAUCAUCUCUUACUGAAAAAGACCAGCAUCAUUCAAAACAUCAUCACCACCAUCACCAUCAUCACCAUCGUCACAGCAGUAGCCAUCACAAAAUCAGCAAUCUAAGUCCAGAACAAGAGCAGGGACUGUGGAAACAGAGCCAUAAAUCCUCUGCAGCAAUUCAGAAUGAAACUCCAAAGAAAAAGCCUAAAUUGGAAUCUAAGCCAUCUAAUGGAGAUAGUAGCUCUAUAAAUCAGUCAGCAGAUAGUGGGGGAACAGACAAUUUUGUCCUUAUAAGUCAACUGAAAGAAGAAGUGAUGUCACUUAAGCGUCUCUUACAGCAAAGAGACCAGACCAUUUUAGAAAAAGAUAAAAAGUUAACUGAGCUAAAGGCAGACUUCCAGUACCAGGAGUCAAAUUUGAGAACAAAGAUGAACAGUAUGGAAAAAGCUCACAAAGAAACUGUGGAACAGCUUCAGCCAACUGUGUCUUCAGACAGCAAUUAUAUUAAUAUAGACAUUUACCAACGGGACUGAUGAACCAGUCUACAAUCUUCUUUCUACUUAUCUAUAACCUGAAAAGGAUGAACUUAAAUACACUAACUCAUUUGAUCUGUUAGUUUUUCAGUGCAAUCUUUUGUUACAUAAAUAAGCAACAUUAAUGUUAAGUAGUGUUUUUCAGGAUGAUUCAAUAUGUCAGACUUUAAAUCUUGAAUUUUUGUCUCUCACAGGCUAAAAACAGAGAACUACUCAAACAGGUUGCAGCAUUGUCAAAGGGUAAAAAGUUUGACAAAAGUGGAAGCAUACUAACAUCUCCUUGAAAAAAUAUUUAAGUGUUUCUGCUUAUAAUGUAAAUUUGGGGGAAGAAUUCUGUGAAGCCCUUACAUUCUGUGUAGUGCAAAAAAUAUUUUUACACAUCAGAUGAAUUGAUGUGUUUCCUAUUCACUUUUGUAACUGAUAUAUAGCAUUUUUUAAGUUGUAAAACAUUCAAAUAAAACUUCAACUGGUUUGAAGUAACUUUUUAAUUAUUUGAUAUCCAAGAACUUUUUGCCAGCAAUAGUAUUAAACAGUUGUAAAGGAGUGCAUGAGUAGUGCUCUUUAUAAAAUGCAACACGCAAUAAUAGAGUAGGUAUGGUAUUAAAAAGUCAAAGCAGCAGGGUUUUUGGGGGGUUUUUGUUUAACACUAUGCUAGAUUCAGAUAAAUAGUUUUCAAUUAGGAGAACAAAAAGUUUUGAACAAGGAAUAUGGUUAACACUGGUAUUUUGGAAUUGUAUUUUUACUUUGCAUCAACAUGAAUUCAUAAAUUUAGAGAAUCAUGGUGCUUUUAUUAAAUGAAUUCCAGAGUACAUGUAAAUACAUUUUUAGAAGUUAUAUCAUCAUGAGUUAGUAACCAAGCAUUUUCAUUUUUUAGUAUAGAAGUCAAUGUUUAUUGUACAGUAUCUUGAGGUAAAAUGUGUUUUUGUUUUGUACAAAACUACUGUAGAUUUUUACUUACAAGUGCCUUUUGCCACCUAAUGUUUUUAUUUAUAGGAAUGCUGAUCUUUUGUACAUAGUUUGUUUUAAAAUCAUGUUUAAUGUUUGUAUAUAAAUGCUUAUGUACAGAAGCCUAUUUCAAAAAGAAAUCAAAGUUGCUAGUAAUGUUUUUGAAGUUGCAUUAAGAACUGAUAAUGCAUAUAGACUAGAUGAUUUUGUGGUUAGUUUUUGUGUGAUACUGGGAAGCUGUUGGUGACUGAAUGCAUUGAAUUAUUUUGAAAUCAUUACCUAAAAAUUUAAUUGUAAAUCAAUUCUGAUAGAGUAAUUUUAUUUUUUGUUAUAUGGCUUCGUGUUCAUAUUUUGUGAGUUACGUGGUUUGCUUUAUAUUUUUAAUAUAAAAUUCCUUUAAAACUUAUAAUGUUUCUACAGUGGUCAUAAUCUGCAUACCCUAUAAUUUGUGGGGAUAUCUAAGUUAAUAUUUAUGUAUAUCAUACUUAGUUUAUAAAUUUAAUGCAAAUUUAGAAAAAAUUAAGUAACUUUUUAUAAUCUCAUCUAUGCUUAUCUUAAAUUGGAGUCUAAGAUUCAGGCACUAUGUAUAAGUAAAUUGUCUCAAAGUCUUUAAAUUUUUCUAUAUAAAGAUGAUGCGAGAUAGGUUAUAUGAAGUUAUUGCCUAACUAUAGUCUGAUCUAGUAGUUUUUAGUCUGCAAUGGAUUUGAUCUAUUUAAUUUCAGUUUAAACUUUUAGUUCAGUUUUGAAAGCUCAGGCAUUGUUAAAUACACUGUAUAGGAUGAAAGAGUUCUUUCCUUUAGGAAUUUGUGAACAAAUGUUUUAAGUAAAUUUUUUAUUAAAUUGAUGAAUUUUGAAUGUUUUUAGACAAAUGUUGAUUAUGAAUUUCAUAACAAAGUUUGGCUUUCUUAAGACCACACAAUGAUUGUAACAAUUCUUAUUAACAUGAUUCGUGUUUCAGUUGAGUUUCCUUACAGUUGUUCAUUGUUCAUUAUAAAAUGAUAUUUGUCCAAUUUGGAACAGUACAAUCUAGGAUAAUUUUCAAGUAACAGUAAAUGAUUGAGUCAAUAAGAUUUGAAAAAAAUUAAACCAGCUAUUUUUAAUUGCUCUUCAUGAAGUAAUCUUAAAUUUAGUGUUGCUCAGCAAUUGUAGAUAAUGCCUUAACAUGGAUUUUAAUGUUUGCAAGAUUUGCUAAGUUCACAAAAUAAUAGGCAUUAUCUUUCAUUAAAAUUUGUAAUGUUUUAUAUUCUGGUUUCAUAGCCAUUUGUCAAUCCACAGUGGUCAUUAUGGUUCUAAAAUAAACUUUCAGACUUCUUAUACCUUGUUGGAGAUGCUUCAAAAGAAACCUCCCAACUCCAGCUAACAUCAAAAUUAAAAAUCAGUUUUAAUAAAUAAAGCUUUGUAAUUUUCAAGACUAAAAUCAUUAAGGGGCUUCACAGUAUUUAGUCCUAAUUAAAAACCCUCUCUUUGUUCUAUAACCUUAUUUAUAAAUUAAAAUUUUUGCAAUUGUAUAAACUAGUAAUUGAAUCCCAGUCUGAUCUAUAGUGUACUGACAUAAUGAGCUGAUACUCUUUAAAUGUGGACCUAUAAGGAGAGAUUUUAUGGUGUGCUGUAUUGUGCUUUUAGCCUGUUUUCCACAGUUAAUUAGCAUUUAAAAGUGAGAGUCAUUUUGACUCAAGCUAUUUAUGUAUUAAUAGCCUUGUGAAUAUUGCAGUCCUUUUUAGAUUGUAUUGGUCUAAAUAUGCGUUCUGCAGUGAACCUGUUAAGCUGUUCACGUGUACAUAUUAUUGAAAUACUGUACUUGUACACAUCUGACUAUUGACAUUUUGUACUUUUUUUCUAAAUCCAAUAUUUCACAAUAAAAUCUUGUCAAAAGCA
Cavia porcellus (domestic guinea pig) is the source of this 4430-nucleotide messenger RNA. RefSeq names its product family with sequence similarity 76 member B (gene Fam76b). Lineage: Eukaryota; Metazoa; Chordata; Mammalia; Rodentia; Caviidae. The coding region runs from base 624 to 1610 and encodes 328 amino acids. The record is from RefSeq and is a predicted model, not a curated record. The transcript is spliced from 10 exons. Gene Ontology annotation, cellular component: nuclear speck.